AUGGCAGGCAAGAAGGUUACCUCGACACACUUCAGAUGUGCCCCAACAAAGAAACAACCAAAGAGCCCAAAAUAUGCUCGCUGCAUCAAGUCCAACAGAAUCAAAUUGGAUGAAUUUGCCGUCAUUAAAUUCCCAUUGAGCACUGAGACUGCUUUGAAAAUGAUCGAAGAUCACAACACUAUCGUUUUCUUGUGCGACCAGAGAGCAAACAAGGCUACUAUCAAGAGAGCUGUAGAGAAGAGAUAUCAAACUAAAGUUGUUAAGAUCAACACCCUCGUCAGACUCGACGGACUUAAAAAGGCGUUUGUCAGACUCGCUCCUAAUGUCGAGGCUAUGGAGGUCGCUACUAAGAUUGGACUCUUCUAA
Messenger RNA from Entamoeba invadens IP1, 366 nucleotides. RefSeq names its product 60S ribosomal protein L23A, putative. The transcript has a single exon. Bases 1 to 366 code for a protein of 121 amino acids. Gene Ontology annotation, cellular component: cytosolic large ribosomal subunit; ribosome. The record is from RefSeq and is a predicted model, not a curated record. Gene Ontology annotation, biological process: ribosomal large subunit assembly; translation. Gene Ontology annotation, molecular function: rRNA binding; structural constituent of ribosome. NCBI's taxonomy places the organism in Eukaryota, Evosea, Mastigamoebida, Endamoebidae.